Messenger RNA from Aspergillus ochraceoroseus IBT 24754, 1887 nucleotides. RefSeq names its product WASP family protein. The coding region runs from base 1 to 1887 and encodes 628 amino acids. The transcript is spliced from 4 exons. Gene Ontology annotation, molecular function: actin binding. The record is from RefSeq and is a predicted model, not a curated record. Lineage: Eukaryota; Fungi; Ascomycota; Eurotiomycetes; Eurotiales; Aspergillaceae.
AUGCCCUCUAUUCUCAGUGAGGCCGACAAGGAGACGGUCAAGCGAAAUGUCCCGAAGCCGGCAAAUAAAAUCCACGCGGUAGCGGUUGCACGCCUUUAUGUGGCCUAUCCAGAUCCGCACCGAUGGACAUAUACCGGUUUACAGGGCGCCGUCGUGUUGGCGAAUGACUUGGUCGGGCGCACCUUUUGGUUGAAAUUGGUGGAUGUAUCGCCUGCCGGAAGGGGUGUUAUAUGGGACCAAGAAAUCUACGAAAACUUCCAAUACAACCAGGAUCGAACGUUCUUCCACACCUUCGAGCUUGAAGAUUGCCCCGCCGGUCUAUCAUUCGUCGACGAGAAGGAGGCAAAGACGUUCAUUAAGAAGAUGGCAGAUCGGGAAAAGACCGCGAGCAAAGAGACAAAGCAAACUCCAUUUGCAUCGGCUCGAGGACAAGGUCCUACACCGGUGGUCAACGGAAAGUCCAGCGGAACAGGUCGUUCGCUCUUUGGCAGCCUAUUGGGGCACCGGUCAGCUUCUGGGUCGAGUGCACCAGCUCCAAUCCCUUAUGAUCUCCCCCCUGCGCCUUCAGUCCAGGUUGUUCCCCCACCACGCAAGGAGCUGCCUUUCGACACUAGUGACCCCGCAAUGAAAGGUGUUCUUGACGAGCUUCUGCAGAUGGGCUUCACGGAGGACAUGCUGGCGGAAAACUCCGACUUUAUCAAGACCUAUAUUCAACAAAAGCAGGCUAACGAGCUGGGAUCCGCGACACCGCCUGCUGACGACCAGAGAAAAGUAAAGGCUCCCCCUCCACCCCCUCCGUCUGCGCCCCCGGCUCCCAAGGCAGGCCCUAUCAGUCCUCAGAACACCGGCAACAGUGCAGGCAGCCGACGCGGUGCUCCGCCACCACCACCUCCUUCGCGCAAGACCCAGUCAAAGGCAGAAGAAGAGCCAGCUCCUCCACCACGGGAACCAUCACCACCACGGCUAAGAUUCCGUGCGCCGCCCCCGAUCGCUGAUGCUGGUAAAUUCGCCCAUACCGUCGGCCCCCCUCCUCCUGCCCGCGCGCGAGCGAUGUCAAGUGCCAACCCUGGACCACCCCCCCCUCCACGACCACCAAAAGCUCCCGUGGAUGAAACUCCAACCCGUUUUGGGGUUCCGCCGCCAUUCCAAGGAGAGCGGAAGCCCCGCAUUGCCGCCCCAACUCCCCCCCAAAAUCCCCAAUACUACCGCUUCAGCGCCAGGCCCUCCCCCUCCUCCACCAAGAAGCCCAGCCUCACAGCCUCCCCCUCCGCCUCCGCCAGUACCUGGUGCAUCCCGGCCUAUUCCCCCCCCUCCUGCGGCGAGCGCUGCACCCCCACCCCCCCCUCCUCCUCCCCCCCUCCUUCUGCGAGCAUUCCUCCCCCGCCUCCUCCUUUUGCGCAUGCUCCCCCGCGUCCAUCUGCAAGCGUUCCACCCCCUCCACCACCACCACCGCCACCCCCAUCGAGCUCCGGUCCGCCUCCUCCUCCGCCUCCACCACCUCCAGCACCAGGCGCAUCGGCCCCGCCACCGCCGCCGCCGCCACCGCCGCCGCCGCCCCCGGGAGCAGGUGCACCCCCACCUCCACCCCCCCCCGGUGGUGCAGCCCCAGCAUUGCCGCAACCUAGUGGUGGUAGGAACGACCUUAUGGCUGCCAUUCGAGCAUCUAGAGGUCAAGGAGGCGGAGGGUUGCGAAAGGUCAAGGAUUCCGAGAAAAGAGACCGCAGCGGAGCAGUUGUUCCGGGAGGCGCCAAUGAAUCGGCUGCGACACCGAGCGCAGGGGCUGGUCCGCAAGGCGGCUUGGCAGGAGCCUUGCAAGACGCUCUGGCAAAGAGAAAGCAGAAGGUCAGCGGUAGCGACGACGAAAGAGAUGACGAUGAUGAUUGGUGA